Oppiella nova is the source of this 210-nucleotide messenger RNA. The record is from the annotation of a GenBank genome assembly. Lineage: Eukaryota; Metazoa; Arthropoda; Arachnida; Sarcoptiformes; Oppiidae.
AACGGAGAGUACAACCCCUUCGUUGAGGUCAACCAUUCAGUACUGAUUGUCGGUUACGGCGUUGACUCCAAGACUAAUGAGAAGUAUUGGAUCGUUAAGAACUCAUGGGGCGCCUCCUGGGGUGAUCAUGGUUAUUUCAAAAUCGCAAGGGGCAAAAAUACGCAAGGAAUAGAAAGCAUAGCCGUUGAGGCCAUUCCUAUUCCCAAUUAA